GGCUCCUUCCUCCUGUGAUGGAGGAGGAGCGCGAGGAAGGGGGAAGCGAUGGCGGCUUGCGCGGCAGCGGUGUGGCAUUGAUGUGCGUCUACGCGUUUUGUCUCCAGUUCACGCCGUCGGAGCCAUACCUGGUGCCAUUUCUCACCAAGGUGAAGGGAUUCAGCAAUAAUGUGGUCACCACCGAGAUUUUUCCAGUGUCGGUAUACUCUACGCUGGUCUUUACGCUUCUAGCCGCGCCGGCGUGUACUUAUCUCAAGUAUCGCUCGGUCAUUUUGAUUGGUACUUUGGGUCGUUUGUCGACGUUUUUUAUCCUUCUUUUCGGAAGAUCAUUGCUCUCAAUGCAGCUUAUGCAGGCUACGUAUGCGUUGGGAGUCGCCAGCGAUCUCGUUUUUUCUUCCUACCUUUUUGUUCUCGUCAAGGAGAACAUGUAUCAGUCGCUGACUAGUUUCACUCAGGCCUCAUCCACAUUUUCUUUUUUCAUUGCUGCUGAGCUAAGUCAGCUCCUCGUUUCGGAGGGGGUUAACUUGAUCGUUCUACUGUACAUUUCAACGUGCAUGGUUGCACUUGCGUUGGUAGCAUGCGUUUUUCUUCCGGUGGAAAUGCGACACUGGAUCGAUGUAUCUAGCUUGGGAGACUUGGAGCUGGACUGGGAAACUCCUACUUCUUCCUGUCAGAACUUCGUGGAAUUGGUGAAAGCUACCUGGAGCAAUCGAAGUCUACAACUACUGUCUCUCUGGUGGGCUUUUCAGCUAGGCGGCACGGCGAUGAUCGAGAAUUACGGCACGAAUCUGUUCGAUGCUGUCGAUCCAACGUCCAUCUACAACGGCCAUGUCAUUGCUGCAACGCAAGGGGCGUCUUGUGUUGCAGCUCUCAUCGCUGUUCCAGCUUCUCGCUACACGUCAAAGGCUGGUGGUCUGCUCUACGCCGGAGGAUCUGGACUGACAUGGCUGCUGUGCGUUGUACUGUCCCGCUCCAAGGCCUUGUGGAUCGUGCACGCAGCAUACAUCUUGUGUGUUGCUCUGAACAAGUUCCUUCUUUGCAUCCUCUACGUCCAAUGCGCUCGGUUUCUCUCUCACGGCCACUUUAUUUUCUUGUUCAGCCUCAAUGCUGUGGCAGCGCUGCUUGUCCAAUCCUCUCUCCAGGCGUUCGUGGAAGUCCUGAACGCCAACUUGUCCGCUCAGUUCUACUAUGUUGGAAACUAUUUUCUAUUGCUAACCAUUGUCUUUGCUGUGCUUGUGAAGGCAUACUAUCAAUCGAGCAAUGCUACAUUACUUCGUUAAAGAUAGAAAAACUGUUAAGUUGUUUUUUCUCCUGUUUUACUAAUCCAAUCUUGUCUACUUCUUCC
This is a messenger RNA of Selaginella moellendorffii, 1345 nucleotides long. Its product is annotated as thiamine transporter 1-like. The transcript has 10 exons. Gene Ontology annotation, molecular function: vitamin transmembrane transporter activity. The record is from RefSeq and is a predicted model, not a curated record. Gene Ontology annotation, cellular component: plasma membrane. Lineage: Eukaryota; Viridiplantae; Streptophyta; Lycopodiopsida; Selaginellales; Selaginellaceae. Gene Ontology annotation, biological process: transmembrane transport; vitamin transport. The coding region runs from base 18 to 1280 and encodes 420 amino acids.